CAUAUGAGAGCCAGAAGUGAGUACACGGGGGUGACGAGGAGGUGGGCAUGAGCAGUAGAGGGAACGGAGCAGCCGCCGAAAGCGUAAAGAGAGCCAUAAUUCGCCGGGCCGCCCUGCAAUCAGGGAGGAAAAGCGUAUGGCCUGAAAAUAGAAGACGAAAACAAAAAAAGAGAAAGAAAUGAAUACCAAGAACUGAAGAAGAGCCGGAAAAGGAAUGGCUCAUUUUUCGGCAGUAAAUGUCGGACUGACGCGUCGACCGCGACGCAGAAGGGCAGAAGGUGCAAGCACUUCGGUAUGCGCGAAAAAGUGAUAUACACUGACGUCUCCGAGGAAGAGUUGGAUAUUAAGAGGGAGAGAGAAAAAAAGAGAAAAUUCAUUUCUCUUGUGGGUUUACAAACCAGAAAUCGGGAUAACGUAAUGCAAAUAGUUCCUCGAGAAAUUUACGAAUACGGAUUAAGCGAAAAAUUAAAUAAUCAAAAUAAAGAAAAGAAUAGCCAAUUACUUUAAUAUCGGGGAACUAUUCAGCAGAUACUAUUCUCGUAUUACAACAUCUGAUACUAUUUGAUACUGUCAAACUAAAGAAGAAAUAUCCAAGAAGUUCAAUGUAGGAAAUCUAUGAGGACUUUCAGAAACAGUAGAGGACGCCAACCGCGAAUCACCAAAAUAAGCAAUAGCGCUCGCGCCAAGUACAUAUAGCGACACAAUCAUUUUGUGGUCUCAGUCCGACGUUUUACCGCGCGCUUCCAGGUGCCACCUCUAUCAUGACACCAAUACUAUGAAAUUCUUCAACGUGGUGUACGCGAAGUUUCCCCUAUACCUACUUUUAUUUGGACGCUUAGCUUUCAUUUGUUGGCUUUCACUUUUGACAACGCUAUUGCGUAAGAGUUUUGUGACUUGAAGCAUCGAACAAUUGCACUACGAUCUGGUCACUCGCCCGGUAUCGUGAUCUUAGCGUAAAUUCGUGUGCGACCGAAGAAUCGAAGACGUUUACAGAAUAAAGAACGGAAGCUAAGAGACUCAGAAGGUGAAGUGGUGUCCGAGGGUGGAAGUAUCGAGGAGUGAGCACGAUAGCACCUCGUGUAGUGAGUCUCAAGGGGACGGACGCCAUGGCGGCUUCUUCGUCCUCAUCGACGGGUGGAGAGCAGCAAUACUCGCUAAGGUGGAACGACUUUCAAUCGAGCAUUCUCAGUUCCGUGCGCCAAUUGAGAGAUGUAGAGGACUUUGUUGAUGUCACGCUUGCCUGCGACAGCUGCAGCUUUACCGCACACAAAAUUGUUCUUUCGGCAUGCAGUCCAUACCUCCGAAAUCUGCUCAAGGCAAAUCCGUGUCCACAUCCGAUUGUCAUCCUGAAGGAUGUUGCAUCGUCAGACAUGGAAUCCUUGCUGCGAUUUAUGUAUCACGGGGAAGUACACGUAGGCCAGGAGCAGCUACCUGCCUUCUUAAAGACAGCACAGAUGCUUCAAGUACGGGGUUUGGCGGACGUUAAUAGCGGCGCCACGAAAAUUCCGUCGUCGGCCGGCAACAACGGUAGCGCACCUGCAACGCCACGUAAUUGGCAAGAUAAUGGCAGAGGAGAUCUCAAUGAAAGCGACAUGAGUCCGCCGGAAAAACGACCGAGAAGUUACUCCCCGCCAAUGGGCAAUCAUGUCGAACAGAAAACGGAUCUUCAGGAAUCCUUGUUAGGUCAAGCACUCGAAGGUGGUCCCACGAUACACACGACAUCUUCAAAUAAUGUACAGGCGCAAUCGACAGGAGAAGAUUCAAACUCUAUGUCGGAAAAUGAGGAAGAUAUGUCGAAUCACGGCAGCAUCCUAAAUGCCGUGAAGACUGAACCAAGCGACAAUAUGCUAAAUGACUCCAUAGAACACCAUCGUAACAGUUUUCCUGCAGCAUUAUUGAGUCUUCAAGGGAUGAACAUGCCAGGACCAUCCGGUAUGCAUCAAGUAGCCAAUCAGGAUCCAAAUUAUGUCACUCGACGAAGUCUGGAUAUGAUACGAGUGCGUGCCACGGAUCCUAGGCCUUGUCCGAAGUGUGGGAAGAUGUAUCGUUCAGCACAUACAUUACGUACUCAUUUGGAGGACAAGCACACAGUCUGUCCAGGAUAUCGCUGUGUUCUAUGCGGUACAGUAGCUAAAUCUCGGAAUUCUUUACACUCGCAUAUGUCGCGACAACAUCGCGGCAUCAGCACGAAAGAUCUUCCGGUUAUGCCAAUGCCUAGUCCAUUUGAUCCCGACUUGGCGUCUCGUCUUUUGGCUAAGGCUGGUGUUAAGGUGAGUCCGGCUGAACUCCGCGCGCGAGCCAGUCCGACAGCACCUCGAAGAAGUGAUAUGAGGUUGGAACCACCUCGCGGAGGUGCUCCAUCCGAAGCUGAUAGCGGUGAUGAUCCCGAAGAUCUCACCGUACCUCUAAGCUUUAGAUAUGGUUCACCAGCGCCGAACACCGUUAUUACUAAGGUAAGCGGUAACAGCAACAGUAGCAGCAAUAGCAAGAAUUCGGCAACGACGGUGAUCGCUGCCAAAUCUCUGGAUACUAUGCACGGUAAUCGCGAGCCCAACAUGGCACCACUGCCACAUGGUGGUCAUCAUCCAGGCCAUAAUACUAGCGCAAUUGCCGGUUCGGCAAUCUUGGACACUUAUUUGCAGCUUAUCGCAGAGAAUUCAGGUUUAUCGACGAGUUUAGGCCUCGGUCCGGCGGAUCAUGCGGCUGUUGUAGCUCAUGCUGCUAAAAUGCAUAUGAGUGCUAUGGAGAAGCAUAGCGGCCGCAGCAUUAUAGCGGAGGAUUAUCCUAUGAUUGGUAGAGAUGAGGGUCGAGGUUCUGGUGUCAUUCACGAGGAUAGACAGGAACACGACAGGCACAGCGGGCUUGUGGAUGAAGCGGAAUUGUCAGGUGCGGAUGACGAUGAAUUUAGCGAGAACGAGGAGUCAGAAGCGAAAGAAUAAGUUCUUCCUCCUCAUUAGAAUAGUUAUAACAAAUCAGAUGAUUAGCAAAGCGCAUUUCCUCGACUAUUCCUUAUUAAGAUAGUCCUCGAAUCGCGACAACGUGAAUUGGCGACUCACGACUUUUCUAAUGAACAAAAGGAAGGUAAUAUGUGCCACAGAUCGUCUAUCCGUGAAAUCGACGAUUUUUAUUUCUUAUUACACGCUAUUAUAGCGCGGAAUGGUUUGUGAAGUCUAUUGGAUGUCGGACAAGUUUAAUAUUCAAGAAGUCUGUCAACUAUUUUGACGCCAAGUGUACAGACGUGCAUAAAUAAGCUUGUUGAACUAGGGUCACUUAAUUGCUACUAUGGCGAAUAAACGCAUACGUGUAUGCAAACACAUACAUGUACAUAUGCAAAUACAUACACAUACAAAUACAUACACAGGCGUAUGUGAGCGAUAUAGAACGCCCAUAUACGCCACAAAUAUUCCAUCCAUCUACCUCAGUGCACAUUAUAGAUGAUAGAACAGGCUAAGUCGAAUCUCAGUAGAUAAAGAGAAGAUGAAAUACCCCGCAGGAUCGCAGAACAAUAAUAAUCGCAUAAUUUGACGAUAUAGCUAUAAGUUUGAAUAUCAAAUAUGAUGGAUUUAGAAAGGUGAUGUUACUGUUUAUUUUCUGAAAAUUAAAACGAUUUAAAAAUUCAAAUGCGCUAAUUAAUAAUAUUAUUAUUGUAUCGUCAUUAUUAUAUGAAUGUUGAUUAUAUGGUAGAAAUAUCAUUUAGAUUUAUAGAAAAAAUUAGACACACACACACACACACACACA
Pogonomyrmex barbatus (red harvester ant) is the source of this 3738-nucleotide messenger RNA. RefSeq names its product protein abrupt. Gene Ontology annotation, biological process: regulation of transcription by RNA polymerase II. Lineage: Eukaryota; Metazoa; Arthropoda; Insecta; Hymenoptera; Formicidae. Gene Ontology annotation, cellular component: nucleus. The record is from RefSeq and is a predicted model, not a curated record. Gene Ontology annotation, molecular function: protein binding.